UAAGGAUCAAAGAUCAGGGGUCUGGGUUGUGAUUAAGGCUCACUGACUGGGAAAACUAGCAAGAGCUAAGUUGGAAGAAGACAAUUACUGCUAAAGCUGCACCAUGGACCUUCUGCACAGUGCAGGGGUCCAGGCCACCAGAUACCUCCAAGAAAAUUUCAUGGGCUUCCAGGACUGGUUUGUCUUCAUCUCCACUGCUGCCGACCUUAGAACAACUUUCUUUGUCUUCUUCCCCAUCUGGUUCCAGCUGAAGGAGACUGUGGGAAUCCGGCUCAUCUGGGUGGCUGUGAUCGGUGAUUGGUUCAACCUUGUUUUCAAGUGGAUCCUGUUUGGAGAGAGACCCUACUGGUGGGUACAUGAGACAGAUUUCUAUGGCAUCAUAACACCGCCUGUGAUCCAGCAGUUUCCCAUCACCUGUGAGACUGGUCCAGGCAGCCCUUCUGGUCAUGCCAUGGGGUCUUCUGGGGUCUACUACAUCAUGGUGACAGCAUUGCUAGCACAACUAUUACCACAGCAGCAAAAUACCUCAACUGCCAGGUGUCUGCGUGGCCUUCUCUGGGCAGGAUUCUGGACUGUGCAGGUCUGUGUCUGCUUAUCCCGAGUCUUCCUUGCUGCACACUUCCCACACCAGGUGAUCUCAGGUGUUAUCUCAGGGAUGUUGGUGGCAGCGGUGUUUGAGCACGUCCAGUCCAUCUACAAUGCUAGCCUGUGGCGAUAUGUGGGCACUACCUUCUUCCUCUUCGGCUUCGCCCUGGGCUUUUACCUGCUGCUCAAGUUGAUGGGAGUGGACCUCCUGUGGACUUUGGAAAAGGCCCACAAGUGGUGCGAACGGCCAGAGUGGGUCCAUAUAGACACUACGCCCUUUGCCAGCCUGCUUCGCAACCUGGGCGUUCUGUUUGGGCUGGGACUAGGCCUCAACUCCCCAAUGUAUGCGGAAAGCUGCAAACGGAAGCAAAGCCAACAGCUGACCUUCUGCCUCAGCUGCAUCAUUUCCUCACUGUUCAUCCUGCACCUAUUUGAUUCCAUUGAAUUGCCCACUGACAAGGAAAUCCUCUUCUACUUCCUCUCCUUCUGCAAAAGCACCUGUGCUCAUAUUUGUGCUGUGGCGCUAAUCCCCUAUUGUAUCUCAUGCCUCCUUCAGAAGACUGAGAAGAAAAACCUGUAGGGAACAGAAACCUUGGAAUAGCGCUACCUUGGACAUGCUUCAUCAGCCUUCAGCACUCAGGCCUAAAGGUUUAUAAACGAAGGAAUGCUGUUGACUUUUUUGUGGGAGAUCAAACAAAGUCCACCUGACUCCCACACACUAAUACGCUCUCUUCCAGAUUAUGGUCAGGAGCAUUCUAAAACCCUAGCAGAAAGGGUAUGGGUGUCUUUGCUGGGGAGGGAGAAAGUGACUGACACUUGGAUCUGUCAAGAAAAAAAUCAGGGUAGUCCAAAAUGGAAUAGAGGGUAGUUAAAGUACAUUUUGUUAGUCUUAAAGCGAGCUGGAUCCAUUGAUGAAGUACAUCUUGUUUAUUCAGCAGUGGCCCAUGGGAAUUGAUUUUUUCUGCUCUGCCUGCUUGGUCUUUUUUAAAUCACCAGUCUCCGCCUGUAUGACCUUCCCUAAGUUCCUGUCCCUGUCUGAAUGUGUGCACGCUUGCAUCUCCUUAUUUGUCUCUGUCACUCCCUCAGCCACUGUUCUUUGUCUUUGCCAUUCGCCCCUGCACUGUGGUCUUGGGUAUUCAUGUUUCACCCUAUUUAUCAUCUGUACAGAUUUUUGUUGAGAGCUUUAUGCAUAAUUUCUCAUAAUAUACCACCCAUUUUAAUCAUGUGUUUGGUACAAUAUAGGCACAACCGUGCAAACAUUAA
Molecule: messenger RNA, 1848 nt
Organism: Elgaria multicarinata webbii
Lineage: Eukaryota; Metazoa; Chordata; Lepidosauria; Squamata; Anguidae
Product: glucose-6-phosphatase catalytic subunit 1-like
Exons: 5
Coding region: 104-1165 (353 amino acids)
Biological process (GO): gluconeogenesis; glucose 6-phosphate metabolic process
Cellular component (GO): membrane
Molecular function (GO): glucose-6-phosphatase activity
Source: RefSeq, a predicted model, not a curated record